AUGUCGGCAGGCUAUUUCCCGAAGCGCGAAAAAGUCGGCCUUGAAGACCUCUUCAAAGGCCUCGUAACAGCCUCCCACAUCCUCCACCACAAUGGCAUUCUCGACGCCUACGGUCACAUCUCCGUCCGCUCGCCAGACAAUGCCGCUACCUUUUACAUGACAUGCAACAUGGCGCCAGCGCUUGUUAGCUCGCCAGACCAUCUCGUCGAGUAUCACGUCGAAUCGGCCGAGGCGGUCGAGAAGAACAACACGAAGCCCGGGUACAUCGAGCGAUAUAUACACAGUGAGAUUUACAAGAGGUUCCCGGCCGUGAAUAGUGUUGUGCAUAGCCACGCGAGCGAUGUGUUACCGUAUUGUGUUAGUGGUGUGCCGUUGAAGAAUUGCAUUCACAUGGCUGGCUUCUUGGGGACUAACGUACCCGUCUGGAGUGCUUCAAGCUCCUGGUCCUCCGGCUCCAAGCACGAUUUCCUCGUCCACGACUCCACACUGGGUGCUUCCCUCGCAGCAUCGUAUAAACCAGCUACUUCGGCAGGCUUCAUCUAUUCAAAGGUUCGAUCCGCCCUUCCCUCGCAGCUCGGCGGCGCGUCCUCCGACCCGAAACUCGAGCCCGAUCACGCCGUCGUUCUUCUACAAGGACACGGGUUCACCACUGUAGCGCAUGGCAUCGAGGAAGCCGUAUACCAAGCGAUAUAUACCAAGGAAGCUGCAAAAGCACAGACGGCAGCUUUAACGAUCCAGAAUGCGCAUACUGGCUACGCGCUCGAGGGCAAGGUCGACGUCGAGGCAGGAGGGAAGAUCAAAUCCGGCAAAGCAAAGACUGAUGGCGGUGAGUUGAAAUAUCUGAGCGACAGAGAGUCGCAUGAUGCCUGGGAGUCGAUGUCGGGAACGCUUGCGCGGCCAUGGGCACUCUGGUGUCGAGAGGUGGAGGUCAACCCACUGUACAAGAACGAAUGCCCGGGAGGCGAGGAUUGA
Messenger RNA from Cucurbitaria berberidis CBS 394.84, 972 nucleotides. RefSeq lists its product as uncharacterized. Gene Ontology annotation, cellular component: cytoskeleton. Bases 1 to 972 code for a protein of 323 amino acids. Lineage: Eukaryota; Fungi; Ascomycota; Dothideomycetes; Pleosporales; Cucurbitariaceae. The transcript is spliced from 3 exons. The record is from RefSeq and is a predicted model, not a curated record. Gene Ontology annotation, molecular function: actin filament binding.